AUGUCCGGCCUCGAAAAGUCACUCUUCCAGCUCAAAUUUACAGCCAAAUCUCUCCAGCGACAGGCGCGCAAAGCCACCAAGGACGAGACCGCCGAAAAGGCAAAGCUGAAAAAGGCGCUCGCACAAGGCAACACGGAAGGCGCGCGCAUCUAUGCCGCCAACGCCAUCCGCAAAAAGAACGAAUCGCUCAACCUGCUGCGGCUGGGCAGUCGCAUCGAUGCCGUAGCCAGUCGAGUCGAGACCGCCGUCACCAUGCGCCAGGUGUCCGGUAGCAUGGCAUCCGUGGUCAAAGGCAUGGACAAGGCCAUGGAGAGCAUGAACCUCGAGCGCAUAUCCAUGGUCAUGGACAAGUUCGAAACCCAAUUCGAAGAUAUGGACGUGCAGACGUCGUACAUGGAAGGCACCAUAGGUGCCACCACGGCGCAAUCCAUGCCGCAAGACCAGGUCGACUUGCUUAUGCAGCAAGUAGCCGACCAGAACGGCAUCGAGAUCAACCACAAACUCGGCGAAGGUGGUCCGCUCGAAAACAAAGUUGCCGACUUGGCACCCAAGGUACCAGAUGGCAAGGUAAAGGAGAAGGAAGACGAUGCGCUCGCCGAACGGUUGCGUGCCUUACGACCUGCAACCUAG
This is a messenger RNA of Pseudozyma hubeiensis SY62, 630 nucleotides long. RefSeq lists its product as hypothetical. Gene Ontology annotation, cellular component: multivesicular body; ESCRT III complex. Gene Ontology annotation, biological process: protein transport; endosome transport via multivesicular body sorting pathway; late endosome to vacuole transport. The coding region runs from base 1 to 630 and encodes 209 amino acids. The record is from RefSeq and is a predicted model, not a curated record. Lineage: Eukaryota; Fungi; Basidiomycota; Ustilaginomycetes; Ustilaginales; Ustilaginaceae. The transcript has a single exon.